AUCUCGAGCCAGUUUCUGAAACUUACCUACCCCACCUUUAAACGACCUGCUCGUUACUUCAGAGAUCGGUUUUCUUUCUUUUUUUGUCGUGCUUGGUCAUCCUUGUAUUUUGUUACUCCCCUUGGUACCCCUAGACUUGGAGGGAACGUAACACUGAGAUAGAGUGAAAAAAUUGUGAAAAUUCCGUUUUUGGUAAUGGUGACACUAAUUUGCAUAAAAAAUACAUGUGGGACAUCCAGACAACAUUUUAACAUAGCUCAUCAUUUUCUACAUACUUUUUCCACUUAGGAAACACUGAUUAUAAGAAUAUUUCUGUGUCUGUGCAAAAUACACCCUUCUUGGUACAAGACUAAAAUGCUAUUUUCUUGUAAUGGCGGCACUAAUUAGCAUAAUAGCAUGCCACAGACACAUGUGAUCACUUUAAGAAUAGUUUUAUUUUGUUCCUUGACCCUCAAAACAUGGAUCUGGAUACCUUAUUUGUUCAGUUAUCUGCAAUAAUGGCUGAGAUAUAGUGAAAGGUGUAAAAAGAGUUAAACUCGAUAUUUAGGGAAAAUAAACACUAAUUUGGGAAAAAUAUAUACGUGGGACAAUUUGUCAACUUUUUAACAUAGCUAAUCAUUUUCGACACAAUUUUUCCAAUCUAGAAAAGCUGAUUAGAAGUAUAUUUCAGCGGGGUGCAUGAUACCCCUUCUACCCGCCCAACUAUACAGUAUGCCUUUAAAAUGGUAUUAUGCAAUCCGAGGAGGGCUUGUCAUGUGGGAGGGCUUGUCCUGUGGGAGGGGUCACAGGGCGUUUGAACAUUGAACCUUUGCUCUUUACUUUCAGUUGUCAAACAGCUGUCCUAAAGUAUGUAGCCGCUCUAGUUUUUUGAUCUUUAGUUUUUAGACACUAUGGGUAAGUUCAAGUUCUCCCCCCUGGACAUCUUCCUCAUGUUUUUGGGCCUGGUGUUCUUAGUGGUGGACAUAGUGCUGGAUGUAUUGGCCGUGGUGAAUUUCUACCAGGAAAAGUCUUAUGGGAGCCUCUUCCUCCUGAUCCUGCUGCUGGUGGGCUCCUCCCUGCUGGUCCAGGCGUUUAGCUGGCUGUGGUACAGGUACGAGGAAUCUGAGAGGGAUCAGGAGGAGAAGUCCAUGAACCAGACAAAGGUGGAGAAGUACCUGAGCCGCAGCCACAUCAAACUACUCCAUGUACUCCAGCUGGGAAUCUACUUCAGGCAUGCAGAUGUGGUGGAGAUGUCUUUAUGCAGUGCAUGCUCACAGGUCAACGAUCCAGAGGGCUUCGCAGUGUACAUGAUCCAUGACCUAAGCAUGCUGCGGCUCAUAGAGACGUUUUCAGAGAGCGCGCCUCAACUCGUCCUCAUGAUCACCAUCAUAAUGCAGCAAGGGCAACUCGACCCCAUCACAGGUGCCCAGUGUUAGGCUCAAGGUUUAUGAAGUAAAAAUGCAAAUGUAUUUAAUAUUUUGACACUCCAUACUGAAAACCUCCUCUCUUCAAAGGGUCAGUUGAACCAAAUUCAGUGGUGGAACAUAACUAAGAACAAUGUUUUUCACCUAAAUUAACUCCUUUCUUAUCAACUACAUUUUUGAGAAACAUGUAAACUUUGACACUAUACAGCUAUAAUUCAGAUUCAUAUUUUACAUACAAAAUAUCUUUCCUGCUUACAAAAUAUGAUUUGUAUGAUUGUAAUGGAAAUGGAGGAUUUGAAUUAAAUCAACUGUUAUUCAUUACACAUACAGUAUAGAGUGGUGCAGUGAUGAUGUAUAUUUGUAGGACCACCUGGAAGUUAGCAUUGCAAGAUAGCUUCGCAAGGGUCCCAUGAUGAAGAGCACUGGAAUUUUCCCCUUGAAUUUUGGAAUUUUUAAGAAAAUAAGAUCUGUUUGUGAUAUUUUCACGUAUUGUUCAGCAGGAUAAUCUCCACAUAUCAACAU
Messenger RNA from Notothenia coriiceps (black rockcod), 1925 nucleotides. Its product is annotated as XK-related protein 8-like. The transcript is spliced from 2 exons. Gene Ontology annotation, biological process: apoptotic process involved in development; phosphatidylserine exposure on apoptotic cell surface; engulfment of apoptotic cell. Gene Ontology annotation, cellular component: plasma membrane. The coding region runs from base 891 to 1415 and encodes 174 amino acids. NCBI's taxonomy places the organism in Eukaryota, Metazoa, Chordata, Actinopteri, Perciformes, Nototheniidae. The record is from RefSeq and is a predicted model, not a curated record.